UCAAAGAUGACUGGGAAGAAAAAAGAGAAUUUAUUUAUUUAAAAAAUGUUGAACUGAAGGAGCGUUUUGUUGUGAAAGUAAUUGAAAUGACAAUAUAUAAUAAAAACAUAGAAGGGUAUUUGCGUCCAAUUGACUUAAAUCUAGAUAAAAAUAUGUUUGAAGUUGAAAUAAGUGAUAGAUCAGAAUAUAUUCCAUCUGAUCAAUUAAAAAAGAAAAUUUUGAUUGAACUUAGUAAUAACGAAAUAAUUCAAAAUUUUCUGCCUGGGUUUAAAAAAAUGGUAUAUUUUUAUUAA
Messenger RNA from Meloidogyne enterolobii, 293 nucleotides. The record is from the annotation of a GenBank genome assembly. NCBI's taxonomy places the organism in Eukaryota, Metazoa, Nematoda, Chromadorea, Rhabditida, Meloidogynidae.